Chaetomium fimeti is the source of this 1284-nucleotide messenger RNA. RefSeq lists its product as uncharacterized. The record is from RefSeq and is a predicted model, not a curated record. Bases 1 to 1284 code for a protein of 427 amino acids. The transcript has a single exon. NCBI's taxonomy places the organism in Eukaryota, Fungi, Ascomycota, Sordariomycetes, Sordariales, Chaetomiaceae.
AUGCCCUACACCGGCGAUGGGAGGAGCCCGCGAGGGGGAGGUGGAGGCCUGGUUAGCUGGUUGAGCGGCAGCGCGGGGGCAGCAGACGCACUGGGUCUAUCCCACGACCCAGAGACCCGCAAUGCUCCUGAGCCUGGGGGCUCAAAAGACGCGACAGUACCGAACAUCACGCCCACCCGGCCCCAGCAAACCCGUGCCGGGCAGAGCACCACCACCUCAAACCUAACAACCCCCAAAAGCACCAACACCACCGCCGCGUCCCGCUUCAUGUCGGCCCUCUCCUCCCGCUUCAACCCGACCACGCCCACCACCAGUCCCCUCCCCAGCGCCGCCACCGCGCAUCCGCAAGAUGAGCUAUGCAACCUCAACAUUGAAGCCGCUCUCUUUCCCUCGUCCCCGUCUUCGCCCGCGGGGGCAGCACGGGAUACCUUUUCUCCCUCGGCCUUCAAGAACCUGCACAUCAACGCCCUCGGUCUACUCAAUAAAAUGCAAACCGCCUACCGCGAGCAGGCCACCGCAUUGCGCAACAUCCAGAACGAGCGCUCUGCAGAGAGAGACGAGCUCGAGGAGGCUGUCACUCGCGCAGAGCACCUCAAGAUUCAACUCGAGGGCAUGGCACGGAAGGCAGCAGAGCAGGAGCGCGUAAUGGGGGCGCUUGAGGGAGAGUUGGAGGCGGAGCGGAAAGCACGGGCGCGGGCAGAGGCGGCUUUGGUUGGGACAGCGAGGCGAGCUCCUUCAUCGGUGGGAGAGGGCUCGUCAAUGGUGUCGGAGGAUUUGGGUGUAGAGGAGGAGGAGAGGAGGCAAAAGAGGGCGGGGAGACAACGAAAGAGUGGCGGUGUGUCGGGCGAGGAGGAGGAUACUACCACAGAUGACGAGAGUGCCCGGAGCGAAAGCGUCUUCUCAAGGUCCCGGAGCCCGACCCUGCCUAUGCAGUCGCCGCUACAACAGGCGCACACCGUCACCAGUAUGUCGGAUGGGGCAUCGUCCAUCGUGGGGGUGGCGGAUGCGCCGGGGACCCCCCACGCCGUGAGAACUCCUGGGAACGGGUCAGUGAAUGCUACGCCGAGGCAGGGGGCUGGGCGGCCGAUGAGCGCGUUCCAGAAGAUCUUUAAGGGCAUGUCGCGUGAGGAUGGGUGUCCGAACUGCAAGGGGAAGGACGCGAGUGUCGCGUGGGAUACGGUCGGCUUGCUGAGGGACGAGAACAGGCAUCUGAAAACCAGGGUUGGGGACUUGGAGGUUGCUGUGGAAGGGGCAUUGGAUCUAGUCAACGGGAUUGGCUUAUAG